AAAAAUUGAAGCCAUGAAGAAGCGGCAGCAGCUCUGGUCGUUUCCACUCUCUCCAUUCGCUUCCUCUCCCUCCUUAUUCUCCUUCCUCUCCCCCUACUACUCUUCCUCCCCCGCAGCCUCCGCCGCCAUUCCGGACGCCUUCGACUCUUCCUCCACCUCCUCCGAAACCGACGCCGGCCACCUCCUUCCCCUCUCCUCGAUCUUACUCAAGGACCUCCUCCUCAAGAGUCCGCGUGGGCUCCUCGUCCUCGACCUCCUCGAUUCGGGCUCCCUCCGUCCCACCGCCGACCUCUACUCCCUCCUCUUUAAGCGAUGCGGCGACUCGAAGCGGAUCGAAGAGGGAAGGCUCGCCCAUUCCCACCUUCUUCGGUCCCGAUUCCACUCCGAUAUCUUCCUCCACAACUCGAUCGUCAAUAUGUACUGCAAAUGCGGAAGCUUGGACGAGGCGCGUAAAGCGUUCGAUGAUAUGCCCCUGAGGGACAUGGUCACCUGGACCGCCCUCAUCACGGGCUACGCCCAGAACAACAGGCCGAAUGAAGCGCUGGCGUUGCUUCCGGAGAUGCUUCGGCUUCGGAUGGCUCCGAAUGGGUUCACCUUCGCCAGCCUCUUCAAAGCCUGUGGAGCUGCUUCAGUUGAUAAGCAUGGGGAAGAGAUCCAUGCUCUGAGCGUGAAGUCUGGCUGCACCUCGGAUGUGUACGUGGGCAGCGCAAUACUAGACAUGUACGCUCGUCGUGGAAGGAUGAAAGAUGCCUGCUUGGUGUUCGACCGGUUGCAAUCAAAGAACGAGGUAUCAUGGAAUGCGUUGAUUGCAGGCUACGCGAGGAGAGAAGAAGGCGAAAUGACCAUGAGAAAGUUCUCAGAGAUGCAAAGGAGCUGUUUUAAGGCCACACAUUUCACCUACUCGAGCAUCUUUAGCGCUUGCGCUGGUCUUGGUGCACUAGAGCAAGGAAAGUGGGUGCAUGCUCAUAUGAUAAAAUCUGGACAGAAGCUUACAGCUUUCGUCGGCAAUACACUUUUAGACAUGUAUGCAAAGUCGGGAAGCAUUCAAGAUGCGAAGAAAAUCUUCGAUCGACUGUCUAAGCGAGAUGUUGUUUCUUGGAAUUCAAUGCUUACUGGGUAUGCUCAGCAUGGGCUUGUCAAGGAAGCAAUCCACUGGUUUGAGGAGAUGCGUAGGCUUGGAGUCCAGCCAAAUCAAAUUACCUUCCUCUGCAUCCUUACUGCUUGCAGCCAUGGUGGAAUGGUGAGGGAAGGACAGUACUACUUCAACUUGAUGGUAAGAUGCAGCGUGGAACCGGAGAUUGAGCAUUAUGUAACAAUUGUUGAUCUUCUUGGCCGAGCUGGUCUUCUUGCUCGUGCACGGACAUUCAUUGAUGAAAUGCCCAUUCCAUCUACUGCUGCUGUUUGGGGAGCUUUGCUUGGUGCUUGUAGGAUGCACAAGAAUGCAGAGUUAGGGAAAUUUGCCGCUGAGAAGCUAUUUGAACUCGACCCGCAUGAUGCCGGUCCUCAUGUGUUGCUUUACAACCUCUAUGCGUGUACUGGUAGAUGGACUGAUGCAGCUGAAGUGAGGAAAAUGAUGAAAGUUGGUGGAGUUAAGAAGGAGCCUGCUUGUAGUUGGGUGGUGAUCGAAAACUCUACCCACAUGUUUGUAGCAAAUGAUGAUUCCCAUCCAAGAAUGAAGGAGAUAAAUGACAUGUGGGAGAAAAUUGAUGCAAAAAUCAAGGAAGUGGGAUAUGUUCCGGACACAAAUUAUGUGCUAUUACAUGUGGAUGAACAUGAACGGGAAGCAAAAUUGCAAUACCACAGUGAGAAACUGGCUCUUGCAUUUGCUCUACUCAACAAGCCCCCUGGGGCACCUAUUCUAAUUAUGAAAAACAUCAGGAUGUGCGGCGAUUGUCAUUCCGCAAUUAAGCAUGUCUCCAAGGUAAUGGAGAGGGAGAUCACUGUGAGGGACACCAAUCGGUUUCAUCAUUUCAGCAGAGGUUCUUGUUCAUGUAAUGACUACUGGUAAGAAGAAACUACUUAAGAAUGGCUUGAGAGGAUAUCAUAUUGUUCAAUGGAACAGGCAUGCAAUAUCAUCUAGCUUAUGAAUUAUUUGAAGCUGUGCAUGAUUAGCCAAGAAAGAUGAUUGCCCAGAUUAUUUGAGCUAGCUUUCUGCUGCCUUUGUCAGGAUACCUCACAGUUUACCUUCCAUAUCCUAACGUUAUCUAGCAACUCUGAAGAAGGAAUACCAGUGAUUCCCUUGUCAAGAAGAGAAUGGAGCUCUUCAACCCAUAUGCCAAACUAGUCGGAAGUUUUACAAGGUAUCCAACCGAUUAAUCUUAGAGGCGAUUAAUUUAGUUCCAUGAAAGUUUUUCAAGCCACCAAGAUAAAUCCAGAAAACACCAAGUGGUCUGACAAUCCAGCCGAACUUUCUGAAAUUAAUCACACUGUGCGAAUACCUUGCUAGGAAUUGAUCCUAGAUGUUCUGUGCCACUAUUACCUUGCCACUUGAGCGGUGCCCGGGGGCCAUUUAAGGGUUUACUUGGAACUAGCAUCAGUUGCCAAGUGAUAAUAUGUGAUGUUUGAAGAGAGAGGCCUAUGCAAUGCACAAUGCUCUUUUGUGCUUCAUUUUUUGUGGAUGCUGCCUCAGGCUGUUCUCAGUUUAGCUGAUUGCUCCGGAUCAUCAUCUUUGUUGGUUUCAUAAUGAGGUCAGAUUUUGAUAUGUUGUUCUUAGCAAUUACUUAUUUCAAUUCUAAGGCUAGAAAGUAUAAAUAUUUUGAAGAUACAUGGCAAAUCAUACAAGUCAUAAAAAAUGAAGAUACUAUCAUACUAGAUACAAAGAACAAGAUUAAAUUGCAGGAUAAGUUAAAUAUCAGCUAAUCCAACAAGAACACACUUUACAAACCGCCAAAAAAAGCUAAAACCAAAAUCCAUGAUGACUUCUGGUGGAUUUGAGGUUUGGCUAAUUAAAAUAUCGGAGUUUCCUUGGAGCUAAAACAGCC
Molecule: messenger RNA, 2981 nt
Organism: Zingiber officinale
Lineage: Eukaryota; Viridiplantae; Streptophyta; Magnoliopsida; Zingiberales; Zingiberaceae
Product: pentatricopeptide repeat-containing protein At3g24000, mitochondrial-like
Exons: 3
Coding region: 14-2008 (664 amino acids)
Biological process (GO): RNA modification
Molecular function (GO): RNA binding; zinc ion binding; protein binding
Source: RefSeq, a predicted model, not a curated record